Messenger RNA from Brassica rapa (field mustard), 2932 nucleotides. Its product is annotated as kunitz trypsin inhibitor 4-like. Gene Ontology annotation, molecular function: endopeptidase inhibitor activity. The record is from RefSeq and is a predicted model, not a curated record. Lineage: Eukaryota; Viridiplantae; Streptophyta; Magnoliopsida; Brassicales; Brassicaceae.
CAGUGUACUUGUUUAAUUUUAAAGCUAAUAAUUCAAAACCUAUGUGCAUGUAUAAACUGAUAAAAAGCAACCACAUGAACUCACAUUUUCUUCAUCCAGUAACAAACAAAUCUAGUCAACCACAUAAACUCCAAAAAAAAAAGAUGACUCCUAUGUUUUACUUCCUUCUUGUCUCAACCGCUGUUUUGGCCGCCACAGCAAAGGCGGGCGAACCAGUUGUCGACACUGAUGGUAACCUCAUAUCCAAUGGCAGUUACUACGCUGUCCCAGUCUCCCACUAUGAAGGUGCCCUGACUCUCGCCUCCGGUGGUGCCAACCCAUGUCCCCUUUAUGUCGGACCGGAAUUAUCAAGGAGGAACAAGGGCCUUCCCCUAAGAUUCUCAAACUGGGGUUCUGGAGCUAGGUUCGUUCCCGAAUCAGAGAACCUCAACAUCAAGAUGGACCUCCCACCUACGAUCUGCGGUCAGUCAUCCUAUUGGUGGCUCACUGAGACUGAGAUUAAAGGAUGGCUGUUCAUAGCAGCUGGUCCUAAGCCAGAAACUGGAAAAGAUUCGUCCAAGAGUUUCUUCCAGAUCAAGAAAGCUGGAGGUGUACUUCGCGGUUACAAGUUUGUGUAUUGUGGUGGCGAUAAGAGCUGCUACGAAUUCGGAAUGGUUGUGGACAGAUAUGGCUAUAGCCGUUUGGCUCCAUCCAAAUCCAAUCUGCCAUUCCGCUUUGUGUUCGUGAAAGCUGACUAGAGAGAGGCUGCGUCAAAGUCCAAAAUUAUAUGUCUAUUAAGUGAGAGAAGUUAAAAGACUACAAACUUAAGUGGAUAAGAGUUUUAACUUAUACCACUAAUAGUAAAACUCUAUCCCUGUGUUCUCUGUUUUCUUUGUUCAUCUUAUAUGGAAUAACACAUGCAUCUUUCUUUGUUUUUUUUUUUUUUUGUAACUAUCUCUCUAGUUUAAGAUUCACAUAAUAUGGAAACUAAACAUAACAUUAUCAAAUUUUAUUGCUUAAAAAUUGUUUUCUUAACAGUGAUUAAUUUCUCUUUUAGUUUAUGUAGUUAUUAUAUUCAUGAUGUUAUAACGAUGAUUAUAUCGUCUAAUAGUUUAAUUUUGCGUCACACUAAAUUGCAUUAUAGAGAUCAAAAUCAAAUGUCAGGUAUGUAAAUUUUCGUUCAUUAAUCUAUAUAACUAAUAAUAGUUGUAUUGUAUGGAACUUGAACUUCAUACCUCUAAUCUAUACUAUUAUUUGCGAAGUAAAUUUUUUGAAUCGAGCUCUCACGUUAAAAGUUAGAGCGGUUAAUAUCUAUACUACCCUUAAUGAAUUUUAUAUAUAUACUAUUUCUUAUAUAAUUAAUUUAUUUAGAGAAAAUUAUCUAUAUGUCACGUUUGAUGUAUGUCUCCUUUUCAUUAUAUGAUUUGGUUGAUUUCAACAUAAUUUGUUUCUAUCUUUAAUUCGUCAUUAUUAUCCCUAUUAUCAUUGGAUUUAUCUUUCUAAAUAAAACAAACUAUUUAACCAAUGAUGUGUAUAUAUAUGUAAGUUAAUCCCCACGUCCUUAAAAGCUUCAAAAUCAAACUUCUAAUAUCUAAAUAACAUCUUUUUACUCAGUGCAAAACAUGUCCCAUCCACGAAGGAAGACAGCUACUUUAGUCUUUAUUGACGAUAUUAAACCAGGGAACAAUAGUUACAAAUUAAAGGUGCAGGUUAUGAAAUUGUGGAAGCUAUGGAGAUAAAAAAAAGUUGUCUCCAUUGAGAUGGUUCUUGUGGAUGCAACUGUGAGUAUACUACAAUAUUAUUUUUGAUGAUUUCUAUUUUUAGUUUAUGUAAGAUUAUCUAACUUAUUCAAUUGUAGGGAACAAGGAUACAUGCAUCCAUUGAUGAGGAUUUGAUACACAUAUAUGAAGGAAAAGUGUCUGAGGGUAUCUUUAAGUACAUUACAAAGGGACCAGAUUAUGUUAGAGCUUCGGUCCAAGGGGAUGAUACAGAUGAUACUAUCGACGAUGAGAUACAGAUGUUCUUUAGUUGCAGGUAUGUGCUAAUAAUAUACAAACUGUUUUGUCUCUUUCUGAUGUUUUUUCUCUUGAGUCCAUAGUUUUUUUUAUAAAAAAAAGAAGAAAAAAGAAAUUAGGGCUCGGGGAGGAGAUGAAACGUGGGCAUAGUUUAGCCAAAUCAACUACUGUCUACUCUCUUGAUUUAAUAGUGUUACAACAUGAAAUAUUGAUUUUAGUUCUAUUUUGAUUAAUUUAAAAACUAAGAUGAGACAAAAUUUUAGAGAAUAUAUUUGUGUAAUUUAAAAUCAAGUUAGGAAUAUUCUAUCAAACUUUUAGAGAAUUACUUGUGUACAUAAUUAAUAGUGGGAAUAGGAAUGUUUCUAAAACGACCAGUUCCUUACUAAAAAGAAAAAAUAUAUUAACAACUCCAAUCAAAUAGAAAAACUAAAUUCAAAAUAGUGUUGACAGAUUGCUUUUAUUUGAUGAUGCAGGUAUAUUUCAGCGUGUGAAGCAACUUGGAGAAUACUAGCUUUUCCUACGCAUUACCGAACAACCACAGUAGUUAAGCUUUCCUUCCAUUUACCUAAUCAGCAAAUGGCAAUUUAUAAUGAAGAUGACCCUAUUGAUGAUGUUUUAAAUCGUUCUGCGGUAUUGCGGUCAAAGUUUCUAGCAUGGAUGGAGGCGAACUGUAAAUAUCCGGAAGCAAGAGGUCUAACGUAUGCGGAAUUCCCCACAAAGUUUGUUUGGGUACAAAAGACGAGAGAGUGGAAGCCACGUGACAAAGGUUUUGCAAUAGGAAGGAUUACAUAUGUUCCACCUAAAUAUGUUAACUCAUAUUCCUUCCGUUCCUUAGUAAUAGACUUUUUAGAAAAAAAGUUUGUUUCAGAAAGAUGAAUUUUUUUGUGUUUUUUAUGAAAUUUUUUUAAAAUUUAAGAAAAUUAAUUGAUUUUAUUGAA